Molecule: messenger RNA, 1320 nt
Organism: Syngnathus typhle (broad-nosed pipefish)
Lineage: Eukaryota; Metazoa; Chordata; Actinopteri; Syngnathiformes; Syngnathidae
Gene: rabepk
Product: Rab9 effector protein with kelch motifs
Exons: 7
Coding region: 192-1280 (362 amino acids)
Molecular function (GO): protein binding
Source: RefSeq, a predicted model, not a curated record
GCGUACAAUCUCUCAUGUUUCAAAACUAAACAGUAGUUUGCUGGUUCAUAGCAACGCGCUGCUAACGUCAGUAACAAUUGCAGGGAAUCUGUAAAUGGGUUGGUUAAUCAGGAGUUGAUAUAUUUUAGAGGAAGAAACAUGACUUUUACAAUACACAGCUUUUUGAUUUCUCCCUAGUUAGAUCUACGGCCAUGGAGCUUCUCCCAGUGCUGGAAGCUCAAGAAAAGCCCAAACAAGGAAUAUGGUAUUCCUUGGUACCGAGUGGGAGACCCCCCGGCGUGAGCGUGGGACACACUUGCACUUACUGGUCUGGAAAUGAUGGCAAUGAAAUGGUCCUCAUCGUUGGGGGAGCAAAUCCUGGUGGCAGCUUCUCGCAUACACACGCUAUAAAUCUAAAGUGUCUUGAGUGGGAUGCAUUGCCUUGGGAAGGUCUAAACGCUCGAUAUGAGCACUGCACGUUGGUGUCCGGAAGCCCACCGCAAAGCUUAUGGGUGUUCGGGGGAGCGGAGCAGAGUGGCAACCGCAACUGUGUCCAAAAAAUCGAAGUAGCAGAAAGCAAAGCCCACUGGGAGAAUGUGACAGUAACGGGCGAGCCCCCCAGUCCAAGGACGUAUCACACCAACUCGGCCUGUUUGGGUGGCUCUUUAUACGUGUUUUCUGGUGGGGAAGCAGGUUCAUCACCAGUCUCAGACCAGAAACUUCACGUCUUUGAUACCGAGUCUUCCACCUGGACGCAGCCAGAAACACAAGACCCACAGCCGCCGGUCAGACACGGACAUGUUAUAGUGGCAGCAGGCUCAAAGAUCUACAUUCAUGGCGGCAUGGCGAAUGAUUACUUCUUGGAUGAUAUGUACUCUCUUGAUCCAAGUAAGACUGUUAAAUGUAGUAUGACGUGGGAGUUGCUGCAGCCCGAAGGAGAUGUUCCACCUGGCGUGGCCGCACAUUCGGCCAUGGCACUGGGCAACAACAUCUACAUCCUCGGUGGGCUGACUGCAGACGGAGCCAGUAAUGCCAUGUACACAUUCGACAUAGAAAAAAAGAAAUGGACCCUAAUGAAAUUCGAGGGUGAUUUACCCCCGAACCGUCUGGACCACUGCAUGUGUUUGCUGCCAUGGAAGGUAGAGGCUGUGGGAGAUUGCGGUGAAGCGCAAAGAGCCAACCCAGACUCUGCAGCCACACCGGCUGACGGUCCUGAGACAGUACACUUGGCUUUUGUAUUCGGUGGAAUGGAUACACAAGGAGUCAUACACAAUGAUUGUGUUGUAACUGUGGUAACAUGAUGGGCUAGGAAAUAAAAAGUGAAAAGAAUUUUGAAUCAAA